AUGAUCAAUAAUCUAAAGAUUUUGGCUUUCCUUGUGUUACUCACAGUCUUGGGUUUAUUUGCUAGAUUUUACUUCAUGCACACAAAAGAUUCCAUUGGACAUUUUAUAUGUACAGAAGAUAAAACCUUAAAUGUUUUAAUUCCUGAGCAUGUCCUGAGUGAGGGAAAUGGUGUAAUAUUAUUGGAGAUAACUGAAAGGAUGACUCUUCCUCCUUUGGUGCUGUGUUCGCUUGAGUCAGCUGCUCGUGUAUAUCCUGAACGACCGGUGGCUUUUUUCAUGAAGGGUCUGCCUGACAUUAAUUCAACAGAUUAUCAAACACAAGCACGCAGAAAAUUUCCAUCUCUCUCACCUUAUGAAAAUAUCUACUUCUUCCCUCUUAGAAUGGAUGAAUUGUAUGCAGGUACUCCUCUUCUCAAGUGGUAUAAAAAGGUUAAUCCCAAGAAGGAAAGAUAUUGGAUUCAUGUAAGCUCCGAUGGUUUAAGAUUUGCAUCCUUAUGGAAAUAUGGUGGCUUAUAUUUCGAUGCUGAUGUAAUCUCAAUGCGUCCCAUUCCACAUAAGAAUUUUCUUGCAGCAGAAAAGUUUAAUGUUUGCAGCAGUAGUGUCUUUGGACUUCAUCGUCAUCAUAGCUUCACCUGGCAAUGUAUGGAAGACUUUGUUAAAAACUACAAGGGAGAAGUAUGGGGAUAUCAGGGACCAUACCUCUUUACACGUAUUAUGAAACAGUGGUGUGUGCUGCCUCCAUUUAUAAAUAUGGAAGAUGUCACUUGUGGUAACAUCCCCUACUUAAAUCCUCAACGUUUCUAUCCUAUUCCAUGGGGAGAUUGGAAAAGAUACUAUGAGGUUUGGAAAGAGUUACCAACUUUUAAUAACUCGUAUUCUUUGCAUCUCUGGAAUUAUAUGAAUAAAAAAAAUGAAAACAUGGUGGUUGUUGGAAGCAACACACUUGUGGAACAUCUUUUUCAGCAUUACUGUCCAACAACCUAUGCAUCUUUAUAAAAUAAUGUCAUAGCUCAUAUAGAGACAUCAGGUUUAAUAUGGUGGUUAGUUAGAACAAAGUUAAAAUAAAUCAAACUAUCAAUAAUCUAUUAGCUACAGUGAAUAAUGUAUACAAUUAUUUUGGUUUAUAUCGGCUCCUAAUUUCAAAAUAAUCUUUACAGUCC
Molecule: messenger RNA, 1160 nt
Organism: Pelobates fuscus (common spadefoot toad)
Lineage: Eukaryota; Metazoa; Chordata; Amphibia; Anura; Pelobatidae
Product: alpha-1,4-N-acetylglucosaminyltransferase-like
Exons: 2
Coding region: 1-996 (331 amino acids)
Biological process (GO): protein O-linked glycosylation
Molecular function (GO): acetylglucosaminyltransferase activity
Source: RefSeq, a predicted model, not a curated record